CGUCACGCACGCUGCAGAUGCGGAUGUUGCAGUGGCGUCUUUCCGAAGUGUCACAGUUAACUCAGAAGAGGAAAAGUUUGACCCAAACACCGUGAAGAUGCCAAACACCGCGAGGGGCCGACAAGAUAGUGCGGCACUGUUUGUUCUCUCCGCAGUAUGUUUAGCCUUAAUAACAAUUAUCAGCGUUUGGAAAUUAAAGCAAUUCAAAUACAGACUCAUUAAUGAAGCUGGAGGUGCAAUGUUUUACGGUGUCUUUCUGGGUUUAGCCAUCAGGUACUUGUGGGUGGACCGAGAGGAGCAUUCGGAGAACAUGGGCAGCGUUUGUUCUUGCCACGGUCUAAACAGCACCCCUCACGUCAUAAUGGUCAACAUCUCAUCCCACGGGCACUGUUACAGACUUAUUGAAAAGAAGGGCCAAAGAUGCUCACAGCUCCCAAGUCCUCACACGGCUAUGCUUGAUCCGCAAAUCCUGUUCGACCUUUUCCUGCCACCCAUCAUCUUCUUUGGGGCUUACACCCUGAAUCAGAGGCGAUUCGUGAAGAAUCUGGGCUCUAUUGUGACCUAUGCUUUUCUGGGCACCAUAAUCAGCUCCUUGUGCAUAGGGACCCUUGUCUACGGCUUCACCAGACUCAUGGUGCUUCUGAGACGAGCGGCAGAUGGAGAGUUCUCCCUCACUGACUGCCUCCUGUUUGGUGCAAUCAUGUCAGCCACUGAUCCUGUCUCAGUCCUCGGGCUAUUGUCGGACCUACGUGUGGACUCGGAUUUGCACGCCCUGCUGUUUGGCGAGAGCGUCCUUAAUGAUGCCGUGGCCAUUGUCUUGACACAUGCCAUCGCCUCCUAUGACCAGAUGGAAACAGGAAACGUCUUUCAGACACCUGCCUUCUUUCGCUCUGUUGGUUUCUUCGUCGGAGUGCUCAUUGGCUCCUUCCUCCUUGGAUUCAUAUUCACAGUAAUAACAGCCCUCCUCACCAAACUCACCCGACUCCAUGAGAGUCCUCUGCUGGAAACAUCAAUCUUCUUCCUGCUAUCCUGGAGCAGCUUCCUCUCAGCAGAAGCCUGCGGACUGUCAGGCAUUGUGGCAGUUCUGUUUUGUGGCCUGAGCCAGGCAAAGUACACAAAUCUCAAUUUGUCGCACGAGGGAAGCACAAGAACCAAACAGCUCUUUGAAGUCCUCAACUUCCUCGGGGAGAUUUUCAUCUUCGGCUACAUGGGAUAUAUAUGGUUUACAUUUCGUCACCAUGCCUUCCGAGCUCUCUUCAUCUCUGGAGCAUUUUUAUCCAUUUUUAUUUCAAGAGCCUGCAACAUCUACCCUUUGUCUUUCCUGAUAAACCUGGGUCGCACAAAGAAGAUUUCCCGCAACUUCCAACACUUUAUGGUGUUUGCAGGUUUAAGAGGGGCUGUUUCUUUUAGCUUGGCUGUAAGAGACACUUCAACAGAAGCACGACGCACCAUCCUCACCACCACUCUGCUUCUGAUUGGCUUCACUGUGUGGGUGCUGGGUGCAGCUGCCGAUCCCCUGCUGAGCCAUCUGGACCUCAGAGAGGAAGAGGAGACAGACGGCAACCUUCAGGAUGUUUCCUCUGAGGUUGAUACCAAGAGGCAGGACACAUCACAAAGCCUAUGGCACCGUCUGGACCACCAAUAUCUAAAGCCCCUGCUGACCCACUGUGGCCCCCCGCUGACCAACUCACUGCCACAGUGGUGUGGUAGGUUUGCUGGAGUCUUCUGUGGCCACCAAAAGCAGGAGGAUGAGGAGCGGCCCUUUGAGACUGAACCAGAGAACUUUGACGUCAAUUUGGAGAAAUCUGAUCUUCUGUCCACACGGAGCUGCGACUCUGGGUCAGAGCAGCAAGAGGACCUGCUGGAGGGAGAUUUGGGCCUCGGCACUGGAGCGGCUCACGUCAUUGAGGAGUGAAUUUUUUUCCCAUUUUAACUUUGCCUUAUCAUUCCCCCCUCUCCUGUUGCCUUAACGCUAGCCCCCACCUCCCACAGAGCGCAGGGACCAUGGUCUGUGUAUUUCAAAGCCACCGAGUGGGAGUUUGUUACUGUGACUCGCAUAAGGUCACACAACCCCCAUGUGCCGAGUUGUUGUGCAAAAACACACUCGCGCUGGAAGGAAGAGACAAUUAGUGGAGGCUGGCAUUCUUCCUGUUUCUCUACUGGAGAUGUAUUGUCCUGCUUUGUUUUUAAAUUUAUUUUCAUAUGCAGGAGCACGUCUGUAAAUUAGAAUGUCAUCAAAAAGUUAAUUUAUUUCAAUUCAAAAAGUGAACCUCAUACAUAGAAGUAUUACACAGAGGAAUCUCACAAGAUAUUAAAAGAUAUAUAUAUAUUUUUAAAAGAGAGGCUAUGUUAUGAGAGUGGUACAUUCUGCAGACUCCUGGGGGAUGCGGUCGAUUUGACAGCCCUCUACAAGGAGUGUAAGCUGCAACAGGUUAAUUGCUAAAGGAGCUGGCUGUUCUUUGAGUGCUGUAUCCAAAAUAUUAAUGAAGAGUUGAGUGGAAGAAAAAAACUAUUAUAGGAAAAGGUCCACAACCAACAGGGACAAUGGGAUUCCAGCCUGAUGCCCAUUCAAGAGCAGAUGAAGUCAGCGCUUUAGAAGUUUCCUCACACCACGGCAUUCAGAACAUCAGAUAACACGUUCCUUAUGGUAAACCACUGCAGAACUAGUGUCAACAUUCCUGAUAAAAGCGUUACAUGGGAUAAGGGGGGGAAAAGGAUUACUUCUGCCUCAUGGCCCUAAGUCCAGCUGUUAUAUUUAAGUGCAUUUUGCAUUUUAUUUCCAAAUUAGAAUCUCUGAGUCUGGACGAAGAGCGAAUCCAAAUUGGUUGAGCUCCAGUGUUGAGUUUUCCCACUAAGUUUUCUGUUAGUAUUCAGUCAUGUUCAGUGAAUGCGAAUAUGUCCGCCAAUGAAGCUUAUUUGUCAAAUUCACAGUAAUUUUUGAAAAUAACAACCUGUAAGCAGGUAUUAAACGUAGUUUUUAUUGAAAAUUUCUGUACUCAAAGCGUUUUGCUUUUUACAGCUCUGUUUUAAUAUUCUAAUUUUAAAUGUUGGAACUCCGUUAAUCAGUUCAUCUGGUUUAGUGAGUUACUGAGAUAAAUGAACUUUUCAGUGUUAUACUAAUUUAUUAAACAUGACUGCCUUGGACAUAACACUGUGAAGAGAGUGGUUCUUAAGCACCGUGUUUGGCUUAUCCUCCUUGUGAAGGCUGUCGGUGACAAAUAAAGGUCUCUUUCAUUGAUCUAUGUAAUAAUAUCCAUUUAAAAAAAAAAACUGCAUUUUGGAUUCACAUUACUUAUAAACCAUCUUCAUUUUAAAUCAACGGCAACAAAAUGCUUGAGAUAUAUAUUGUUACCACUGGUAAAUGGAAUUGGUUACAUUAACUGGACACCUAUAAAAAAGAUUUUUUUUUUUUUUUUUUUUUUUAAAUACAAAAGAUGAAGUGACCCUCAUGGUAUGUUUCGUAAUGUGGGAACUCUCUCACCAGCAUACCCAGUGAUUGAAUGCCACAGUGUUUCUUCGAAUCACCCAGGAUGUUAUUUCAGUUCCUGUUCUCCUCCUCUUUUCUGCCCAUCUCGCAUUUUUGCCCUUUCAGCUGAUUCAAAUCCCCCUACUCAUUUCCCUCCGUGUCCUCCUCCUUAUCGUCCAAGAGCAUUCUGUAAACAUACCGGUUCUGGCUUUCAUUCUAGAACGUGCAUUGUUUCCUUUUUGACUCAUAAAUCUCUGGGUCGUCCCACAUUUUUUAUUCCCCUGGAGUGAAUCAGGGUGCAGUUUGCUGUAGGUUAGGCUUUGUGUAAUACACCCCCUGCCCUUGAAGUGAUCUCUCUUCUAUUUAUGCAACAAAUACAUGGGUACAUCUGUGGAAUGCAGGUCUUUCAGCUGUUGCUUGCUGAAAAUGUUUACCGUGUAAGCUUGAUAGUACACCUGAUAAGAGUUACGCUCUUGAUUAAAGAGCUGCGAACAACAGCCUUUCAUCACAAGUCUCCAGACUAAAAUCCUUAAAAGAGCUGUUUUUUAAAACUAACUAAAUAUAGUUUGAUUUUCUGACGCAGUGCCUUCAGUUGCUGUGCACGGUAGUUUAAACAAGGUCAUCUCAGUUUUGUAACCCUUAUUUUCACUUCCUAAUUGUGUCAUUCAUUCUUAUGAACUGCAAAGUUUUUGCCGAUGGGUUUUCUUCUCCUCACUGAUGUAGUUGUUGCCAAUCAGUUGAUUCAUAGGCAGAGGAAGUUGACCAAAAACAAGGACCUGCUUUUAUGGAGCUCAAUGUUUGCCAGUGGGAAAUAGAAUCAACCCCAACACCUAACAAUUCCUUUAUUUUAUAAACGCCACCGUUUUUCUCUGUUAAUUAUGCCAUUUUCUGUAGUUUUCUGUAAUAACAAUCUUCUUAAUGUUAUUUUCACAAAACUGGAUUUAAAAUUAACAAGACAGGUGUAUCUCAAACGAUAAAUGUGCUAUUUGUCUUGUGCUUGAAGUACUUUUUAUGAAUGCAAUGUUUUUAUAUGGUUUAUAUUUAUCUCUGGUUAUUUGUUUAUGUUUGUAUCCAAGUUUCCUCAGUUGCACGUUUUGUUUGUAUUCUAGCAGUUACUUUUUUAUUUAAUUUACUUGUUUUAGCAUUUAUUGGUGUUAUGAUAGUUUGCAUACUGCUUAUUUUGUAUUUAACUAUAGACCACUAUGUUUUAAAAAAAAGUAUGGAAAAUCUGACUGGUUGGUGAAACUCAUAUAGCUUUUGUUCACAAAUAGUGAUAUAUUGCAAGCAUGUAUGUAUAGAUGUUUAAAAAAACGUAUUUUCUGUAACGCCAUAUUUGUGAGAAAUAUAGUUUUAAACCAAUAGGAGCGGAUGACCAAUAAAGGACACUGUUUUAAACAG
Poecilia latipinna (sailfin molly) is the source of this 4864-nucleotide messenger RNA. RefSeq names its product sodium/hydrogen exchanger 9-like. Gene Ontology annotation, cellular component: recycling endosome; plasma membrane. The transcript has 16 exons. Bases 98 to 1915 code for a protein of 605 amino acids. The record is from RefSeq and is a predicted model, not a curated record. Gene Ontology annotation, biological process: sodium ion import across plasma membrane; regulation of intracellular pH; proton transmembrane transport. Gene Ontology annotation, molecular function: potassium:proton antiporter activity; sodium:proton antiporter activity. Lineage: Eukaryota; Metazoa; Chordata; Actinopteri; Cyprinodontiformes; Poeciliidae.